Messenger RNA from Coregonus sp. 'balchen', 16556 nucleotides. The record is from the annotation of a GenBank genome assembly. Lineage: Eukaryota; Metazoa; Chordata; Actinopteri; Salmoniformes; Salmonidae.
AUGGGCAGCAGCCUUCUACUGUAAGUACUGUUUCAGUAUGGCAUACUACACUGGUGAUCUGGCCAAGACAAUGUUGUACACUUUUCCAUGGACAGAAUGACACAGCACCAGCUGAUAAUAAUUGGUUAAGAGCAUACUCACACGCACUUUCUCUUUCAUUGGCCAACAAACACACAGCCACCCAACCACACAAACACACCCACACACACACACAAACACACACGCACACACACACACACACACACACACACACACACACACACACACACACACACACACACAUAGAUAGAUACACACACACACACACACACACACACACACACAUACAUACACACACACACACACAACCUUGUGGGGACACACAAUUCAGUCCCAUUCAAAAUCCUAUUUUCCCUAACCCCUAACCUUAAACUUAACCCUAAACCUAACCCUAACCUUAACCCUAACCCUAACCCUAACCUUAACCUGAAAACCUAACCUUAAUUCUAACCCUAAACCUAACCCUAGCUCCUAACCGUAGCUCCUAACAUUAACCCUAAAACUACCCAUAGCUCCUAACCCUCAACCUAAUUCUAAUUCUAACACUAAUUCUAACUUAACCCUAAACCCCCUAGAAAUAGUAUUUGAACUUUUGGGGACUAACAGAAUGUCCCCAGCUGGUCAAAUUUCUGUUUUUUUACUAUUCUUGUGGGGACUUCUGGUCCCCAAAGGUAGAGUUAAACACGUCCACACACACACACACACACACACACGCACACGCACACGCACACGCACACGCACACACACACACACACACACACACACAAACACACACACACAGACACACACACACACACACACACACACAGACACACACACACACUCACACACACAGACACACACACACUCACACACACAGACACACACACUCACUCGCUUUCUCUACAUAACGCAGCAAUACGCACGUACAUGUAGGAGGAGGAGCUGGUGUGGCAGUGUGUUGGAGUCGGAGACCAGUGUUUCAGCACUUUUUCAUUUGCUAGUUCCUUGAUGCUGCCUUCAUUCCCUUAUUGAAAACAUCCCCUGGAAUGUCCUGCAGCAGCCAUAGCCCAGCCACCACUUCACUGAUAUACACAGUGAGGCAGAGAAAGUGUGUUACAGUGUGUGUGUGUGUGUGUGUGUGUGUGUGUGUGUGUGAGUGUGUGUGUGUGUGUGUGUGUGUUUGUGUGUGUGUGUGUGUGUGUGUGUGUGUGUGUGUGUGUGUGUGUGUGUGUGUGUGUGUGUGUGUGUGUGUGUGUGUGUGUGUGUGUGUGUGUGUGUGUGUGUGUGUGUGUGUGUGUGUGUGUGUGAGUGCGUGUGUGUGUGUGUGUGAGAGGGGUCGGAGGCGAGUGAGUUGUAUGGCCUAGAGAGUUGUUUAUUACUGUUUUAUUCUAUCGCUAACAAGCAUUGUUCAAUACUGCGGAUACAUGUGCAAAACUCUAAAUACAGUUAUCACAACACUCUAUGUGGCAGCCUGUGGAUCAUCUGUAGCUCAAUUGGUAGAGCAUGGCGCUUGUAACGCCAGGGUAGUGGGUUCGAUCCCCGGGACCACCCAUACGUAAAAAUGUAUGCACACAUGACUGUAAGUCGCUUUGGAUAAAAGCGUCUGCUAAAUGGCAUAUUAUUAUAUUAUUAUUUGUCAUUGCUUUGACACAAAAUGCAUUCAAUGACAACAUCUUUCAAAUUACAUAAAUACUUGUCUCACAAAAACACAUUUACCAACAAAACUUUAUGUAUCUACAGACCAUUUUGCAAAUGUUAAGAUACCCUUUUCAAAACUGUUAAACUCAAGCUUAAAAGCUACUGAAAAUUGAAUUAGACUGCAAUUUGUACAUUGCUACAGUAAAAGCAAAAUAGAAAUUCUGUUCAAAUAUUUUUUAUUGAACACACACAAGAAUGGUGUACAGGUAUGAAAGACAUGUGUACAGUUCUUAUCUAAACAUAAGAGAACAGACAUGAACAACAAGACCCAGAGUUCUGGACACAAAACAAAUAUUACAAAACACGACAUACAGAACAGGGACAGGUAGAAAGAAAAAGGGUAGAUGUAACCCCCCCCACUUAUACACCCCUUUAUCCCCCCCCCCCCCCCCCCCCCCCCAUUCCACCCUAUUCCCCUCCCGACUGCUCGAAUGUCGGGGCCAGCACACCCUGCCCAAAGGUAGAUUAUAAUAUGACAAUUGAGAAUGCGUUAAAGAGUACAAAUUCACAGCACCGACUGGUCCAAGUAAGAGAGGAAAGGCUGCCAGAUUUGAUCAAAUGUUGAUAAUUUAUUGUUCAGAAUAUAUCUAAUUCUUUCUAAGUGUACAGUGUUUGCCAAUUCGCUGAGCCAUAAUUUGGUAGAGGGCGCUUCCCUCCUUUUCCAAAACAACAAGAUUAUUUUUUUUGCCAAAAUGAGACUGUAAGAGAUGAGUUGUUUUUGGGAGUUGGUUAAUCCGUUUAGGGAAUCGGACACUCCCAGGAUUAUCAGAAGCGGGUCUGGGUCUAUUGAAGUCUCCAGAACUUCAGAGAGGACCCCAAAAAUUCCACACCAAUAACCAUACAGACUAGAGCAUAGGGCAAAGCAGUGGAGUAGUGUACCCUGCUCAGCCUGACAUUUAUCACACAUAGGGGAUGUAUCAGGAAAUAUCCUAUGCAGUUUAGUUUUGGAAAAGUGUAAUCUGUGUAAUACCUUAAAUUGUAUGAGACGAUGUCUGGAGUUAAUGGAGCAGGUGUGGAUAUACUCCAAGCUAUCCUCCCAGUCUGCCACCGAAAUAUCAGUCCCUAGUUCUUCCUCCCAUUUUGCCUUAAUGGCAUCAGUAGAGGGUGCGCUUACGGAUUGAAAAGUGUCAUAUAGACGAGAUAUCAGUUUGUCUGAGGUGGGGCAUAUUUUUAUGCAUCCGUCAAACAUGGAAGGUUUAGUAUUCCCAAAUGUUGGGAGGUGUUUUCUAACAUAGUCUCUAAUUAGUAGGUAUCUGAAAAAGUUACUUCUGGGAAGGUUAUAAGUUUCCCUCAGCGAUUCAAAGGAAGCAAAGGUCCCUCCUAUAUAUAAAUCCCAUCUGGUAGUUAUCCCCAACUCUCCCCAUCGCUCAAAGGUGUUAUCAAGGUUAGAGGGGGCAAAGGAGGGAUUCCUGGCAACAGGGAGCAUGAAUGAUAUUGGUCUAAGCUCAAAGUGGACUUUAAUUUGCUUCCAGAUUCGGACUGUGCUAUGUGUAAUAGGAUUGUUACGGUAAAUUGACAUCUCCAGAUUGACAGGUGACAAAAUCACAGCACCAAUAGAGAAGGGGUGACACUCCUCCCGCUCCAUGCUAAGCCAGCUGGAUGGCGGAGGUGCGUCAUCCAGCAAAAACGUAACAGCGCGGAGGUUAGCGGCCCAAUAGUAAAAUAUAAAAUUUGGGAGAGACAAUCCUCCUUCCAUCUUGGAUUUACAUAGGUGUUUUUUACCUAUCCUGUGUGUUUUAUAAUCCCAGAUGAAAGGAUUGAUAAUAGAGUCCAGUUGUUUAUGAAAGGAUUUAGGUAUGGGAUGUUCUGGUAUAGGUAGAGCAGUUGUGGGAGGAAGACCAUUUUAAUGGCAUUAAUUCUUCCGAGCAGAGAAAUUGGGAGAGUUCUCCAAAAUUGUAUGUUUGCCUUGAGAUUUUGCAUCAGAGAAGGGAAAUUCUCUUUAAAUAGUAAGGAGUAUUGUUUGGUAACUACAAUUCCAAGGUAGAUAAAUGUUUCUGAAGAUAACUUAACUGGAAUAUGUUCUUGCCAGGAGGUGUUUUGCAACCGUAUGGGCAUUAAUUCACUCUUGUUCCAAUUUAUUCUGUAUCCCGAGAAGGUACCAAACAAAUUAAUCACCUCAAGAAUAGCUGGAAUAGCAAAAUAGAAAUUCUAAAAUAAAUAAUAAUAACUCUUAAUUAUUCACAGCUGAUUUUCAUUCUACAUUACGUAACUGAAGACCUACCCAGGUGUUUUUCAUUUUUAUGUCAUUACGAUCUCUACAAAAGGGGACAUCUUUGGAAUAUAUUUUACAUAAACAUGGACCCAGCCAGAGAUCAUGUAGUGGCUUACAGAGGUGGAAAAAUUGCCGGGAGAGGCAGAGGAUUGCGUAACCGUGGUGGAAGACGACUGAGGGGAAGACCCAGAGUUGUAGUGUCAGAUGAGAUUAGGGCUACAAUCAUUGAUCAUGUUGUCAAUCAUGGUCUAUCAAUGAGAGAUGCUGGUCUCAGAGUGCAGCCAAAUUUGCAACGCUCAACUGUGUCAUCUAUUAUAAGAACCUUCCAGCAAACUAACAGGUAAGAUAUGCAUUCUGCAUGGGCAUCUAACUGUACUGAAUAUUACUGUAGAGUAGUAAAUCGAGCAAAAGCUCUCCGAACCACUUGUGUGUAAUUUUAUUUCUGUUUUAGGACCCAACGGUUACCAAAUGGAGGGGGGAGAGGUAGGAUUUUCUCUGCUCAGCAGGAAGCUCUAAUUGUUUACAUGGUCAUUAGCAACAAUGCCAUAAAACUCAGAGAAAUUCAAGAGAGAGUGUUGGCAGACAAUAAUACAUUUCAAAAUGUUGAAAGUGUAAGCACGACAACCAUUGCUAGGGUUUUGACAAAGCAUCAUAUCAGCAUGAAGUAGGUGUAGACUGUUCCCUUUGAGAGGUCAUUCAUUUCAUUCAUGGAUGACCUCAAUGGAAGGCUUUUGCCAGGUGAAGAAAGAGGGCAAGUCAGAAGAAAUAUAGAAACCUGGGUGAUUGUAUGGGACAAUGUGGCAUUUCACCACUCCCAUGCAGUCACAGAGUGGUUUGCAGCCCAUCCCAGGAUGGUGUCACUUUUCCUCCCCCCUUACUCUCCCUUCCUCAACCCCAUAGAAUCAUUAUUUUCCUCAUGGAGGUGGAAAGUUUAUGUCAAAUGUCACUAUUGGAUGCAAUGAAUGCAGGAUGCCUGGAUAUCUGGUGUAUUGCGCGAGAGGCCAUACGGUGUGAUGUGGAUGAGAACUUGUGGCCCAAUGCAGCAGACAGGGUUGACUAGCAUUGUUAUAUAUCUGUUUCAGUUGGACAAUAUGCUAUGCAUAUUCAUAGUGUGUAUACACUUUUUGUUUGUUUAACAGUACUGGAAUUACAUAUUUUUGUGCAUUUUGGAAUUACUCUGCAAAAAGCAAAAUACAGUAAUAUGCAAAAAUACAGUAAAUUAUAUUGAAGCAUAUUGCAGCCUUUCUGCUUUAUUUCUUUACAUAUCUUGCAGGACAUUCUAUACAGUACAGGUUUGCCACUCUUCUUUUGUAAAAAUGACUGUUGGUUCAUCUAAAAAAAUAUGAUAUUAAAGACAAAUUGACACAUUUUCAAGUGGUAGCUGUUUUUAGAGUUUCGUAGGUCAUGAUACAAUGAAUGACAAAAUGUGUAUGUUGUGAGAGACUAUUCGCUUUCAUUUAGUAGAAAAGGUUUCUUUUGAGACAUGUAGGAUGUGCAUUGCCAAGUUGCAUGUUGUUUUGAUAACUGUAUUUAGAAUUUUGCACAUGUAUCCGCAGUAUUGAACAAUGCUUGUUAGCAAUCGAAAAAAAACUGUAAUAUAUACAGUAAUACAAUACAUACUAAUAUUUGUAUUUGAGACAGGUCGCUUUUGUCUGUUAUAGAAGUGUGUGGGUUUGUGUGUGCACUGUGCAUGCAUGUGUGUCUAUUUACGUGUGUGUAAUAGGUUAUUGUUCAUGUGUGGGUUAAAGCCAUGGUCGUAUUCUUGCACUCUAGAUGUCGCCUGCUUUGUCACAAUGCCUCCCCCUCUCUCUCUACUUCCGUCUGUCUCUGUCUGCUUUCCUGUCUGCCUCCAUCCCCCUUUAUCACACUGACGCUAUCUCUCUCUCCUCUUUAACUCCAUCUGCUCUGUCUCACUCUGUCUUUCCAUGUCUUCCCCUCCUCCCAGUAGGAAUGUUUUAUGGAGAGAGAGAGGAGGAGAGGAGGAGAGGAGGGGAGAACGGGAGGAGGAGAGGAGGAGAGGAGGGGAGGAAGGGAGGAGGACAGGAGGAGAGGAGGAGAGGAGGAGGGGAGGGGGAGAGGAGGAGAGGGGAGGAGAAGAGGAGAGGAGGGGAGGAGAGGAGGAGAGGAGGAGAAGAGGAGGUGGAGAGGAGAAGAGGAGAGGAGGAGAGGAAGAGAGGAGAGGAGGAGAGGAGGAGAGAGAAAGAGACACCAGGAAAGAGGACUAGUGGUCUCCCUCUGAUAGUUUCGUAUUGUAUUUGUACAGGUGUGGCAUGGUGUGUGUUACUGUAUCGGUGUGGGUGUGUAUGAUUUAACAGUGGUGCCUCUGUCUUAGUGCCCACCCUGUUGGGCUGACGUGUCCCACCCUGCCUCCCCCUCUCCUGCUCACCCCCUCUCCCCGUCCUGUGCGUGAGACUGACGAUGCACAGGCCCCGUCUCCCCUGUCGCUGAGCUGGGGCUGUGGCAGGGAGACAGCCUUUUUUGGCUUGCAUACAUCUUUAACUCACACGUACACACACAUACACACAGACACAGACACACAGAGACAGACACACACACACACACACACACAAACACACACACACACACAGUAGGCAGGCAGAUACACACACACAGGCGUGCGUAUAAGGUCUGUCUGAUAUUAGAUUCACUAGUCAGAGCUGAAGAGGUGAAAUAUUAAAACAUAAUAUUUCAGUCAUCUCCCCAUUAGCAACAGACUCAGUGUGGAGCCCCACUUUUCUGUCUCCUCUCCUUACAGUCUCUAUACAGCGCAAAGCAGACUCAUGACAGUCUGUCACCAACGCAGUAUUGGCAUUAUUACAUAUCCUGACCCAUAGCAUUCUACAUACAGUAUGUAUGACACAAUCCCCUGUUAUCAAUAUAAAUACUAAUAAUUAAUCUGGUGUAAGUUUAGGGGUUGGGCCCAUAGUGCUAUUCCCUCUCUCUGUCAGGCCUGUAGCCUCCCUCAGUCCCUCUCUCUGUCAGGCCUGUAGCCUCCCUCAUUCCCUCUCUCUGUCAGGCCUGUAGCCUCCCUCAUUCCCUCUCUCUGUCAGGCCUGUAGCCUCCCUCAUUCCCUCUCUCUGUCAGGCCUGUAGCCUCCCUCAUUCCCUCUCUCUGUCAGGCCUGUAGCCUCCCUCAUUCCCUCUCUAUGUCAGGCGUGUAGCCUCCCUCAGUCCCUCUCUCUGUCAGGCCUGUAGCCUCCCUCAUUCCCUCUCUAUGUCAGGCCUGUAGCCUCCCUCAUUUCCUCUCUCUGUCAGGCCUGUAGCCUCCCUCAGUCCCUCUCUCUGUCAGGCCUGUAGCCUCCCUCAGUCCCUCUCUCUGUCAGGCCUGUAGCCUCCCUCAGUCCCUCUCUCUGUCAGGCCUGUAGCCUCCCUCAUUCCCUCUCUCUGUCAGGCCUGUAGCCUCCCUCAGUCCCUCUCUCUGUCAGGCCUGUAGCCUCCCUCAUUCCCUCUCUCUGUCAGGCCUGUAGCCAACCUCAGUCCCUCUCUCUGUCAGGCCUGUAGCCUCCCUCAUUCCCUCUCUCUGUCAGGCCUGUAGCCUCCCUCAGUCCCUCUCUCUGUCAGGCCUGUAGCCAACCUCAGUCCCUCUCUCUGUCAGGCCUGUAGCCAACCUCAGUCCCUGUGUGCUGGUGGGAUCCCAGGCAGCUCUAAUUAGAUCCGCAGGGCUCAUUAGUCUGCUGGUAGAUUACAUACUUCAUUAGCCUCUGGAACAACAGAUCACAGCUCAUUCAGCACUAAUGGCUGCUACGCCACAUUGCACUGACACAUGUACACUCACUCCAUCUCCAUAACUCUCCUCUCGGUAAUACAAACACACAUGUUCACACACUUUCUCUUUGCCACACACACACACCGGCACACAUUGCAUGUAUUGCAUGGACAUACAAAUGUACGCAGACACACAAUGUCAAUUAUGCUUGCAAUUCUUUACACAAUUUGUCUAAAGUCUGUCAUGAAUUACUAUGUAUCAGCGGAUCUGAGAGCUACAAAUGUAUCUAACAUGUAGCAGAGGGGCUUGUUGCAAUAAAGAGGGGAUGAGGGGGUGAAGGGUGGAGGAGAGGAAAUGAAAUGAUGAAAGGUGGAGCAGGAAUGAGAUGAGAGCGAUAAAGAGACCUUUGAGUGGGGGUCUAUGAGGAUGCCAUGGCUUCCAUCAUAUGUAUGCACCACAUAGCUACCGUCAGCGUGUGUGUGUGUGUGUGUGUGUGUGUAAGAAAGGAGCCUUUCUCCAGACGCCUGCCAGCUGCCCUCCCCCCUCCCGUCCUGUCCUAGCAGAGAAGGAGUUAAGACCUCAGCUGUCAGCAACAAAAACAAACUGAGGGGGCAAUUUUCACUAAAUGUUUUAACCCCACCACAGGCCCAGCCCAGCAAAUCAAUGUCUCCCCCUCCUCCUGAUCUUUUCUCUCGCGCUACCUCCCUCUUUCAUCUCUCUUCUUCCGCAGUCUCUCUCGCUCCUUCCCUCCUCCAUCCCUCUCUCUGUCUCUGUCUGCCAGGGGAGGUUCACACACAGCAGCAUAGCAGCAGUGGCUGUAGCCUGUGGGGUCUGGCAGACACAGUCUAAAUAUGGAAAGCCAGCGGGAAACACUUUAAAUGUUCCUACAGAAAACCAUUGACCCCUACAGUGGUCCUGACAUAGUCCAUGUGGUCCAGAACCAAGGUCGCCAUGGUCAGGCUGUGGGUCUCUGAGUAUGCAGCAUAAAGGUGGUUGACCUACAGGGGGUAAAUGAGUAUAAAUGGCUUUUGCUGAUUUGAUCCAUUAGGGGACCAGGACCGGGACAUGACCAUUCACAAUUGUCGGCCAUCACACCCCACCGGUAAUGGCACUCAGAGGGUCUCACCCACUCCACAGGGGGUAGACGAGGGUGUAAUGUGCAGUCUUAAAUAAACAGUUGUAGAAGGGUGCUAUUAGCCAAGGAAUCAUUCCAUGUUAUACAUAUAAAAAUGGCCAGUGGUGACUUGAUGCAUUAGGGGACCAGGACACGACCGUUCCCGGUCAUCGGUCAUCACACUCCACCGGUGGAAGCACUUAUUGGGCUGCAUGCAUAGGAAAUGAAAUCAUUAUGAAGGGGAGGAGGGGAGGAGAGAGGGAUAAGGAGGGGAAACACUCCUGAUUCCCAUUAAUCCUACUACUAAAACAGAGCCUGAGAGCUUCAGGGUAGAAUUUCCUGAUUCCCUCCUUUAGAUUUACACGUCAAGCGAGAGGUGCUCUGUUCAACACCAUGGUUCAGCUAGUUCAGAUGCACUUCGGCUAGAAUUUCUCUCCCCCGGUUGGUUGACUGGAAGGCUGGGAGGUGAUUUAUAGAUGUGCUGGUACUGUAAAAGUGUAAAUGUACACCCAGGGUUAGGGUGCAGGGAUGCUGGAGUUAUUAAAGCUUUGUUACAUUACUCAUUCUCACAUUGUGGAAGGGGCUGAGUCAGACAGGGACUUCCCUGAGCAUCUCUACAGAGGCAGGCACACACUCACGCACACAUGCACGUGCCCACACACGAGUGCACACGUACACACGCACACGCACACACGAUUGCAUGCAUACACACGCACACCCACAUACAGUAUACACACACACACUUGCACGUCGUGGACGCACGCACACACACGUGCGCACACACAUCAGAAACAUCGGAUGGCGCUCAUAUUUCCAAUUAGGGUGGAGGAAUUCAUCCUUAUUUUCCUUGGCCGACUUGUUUUGUUGGAGUGCAGAUUUGUGUGUUUUAUUCCAUUCCAUCCAUCACCUCUCUCUCACUCUCUCUCUCUCUCCACCCCCUGUCUUCUCUUCUCCCUUUUUUCAUGGUCUGCUGUUCCAUAGCCUGUGAAGCAACAGCUUGUGUUUGUUUGCAGCAUAGUAACAGUGCCCAGCGUGUGUUCUGUGUGUGGAGGUGUGCGUCAUCGUCCCCCUCCUCCACCUCAGGUGUCCACCAACCAGCCUGCCUGCCCAUGCUCUGAGGGCAUGGAUCCCUCUCUCCUUCUGACGCUGGUACAGCCUCCAUCUCCCUCAUGCCUGUGCCUAUCCACAUCACUCUCUAUAGUAGAGGGAUUAUCCCUAUGUCCUCUCCCCAUCCAGCGUCGCUUGGUUAUAUUGACAGGGUGCAGGGAUGGGGAGAGGGAGGGAUGGAGGGAGGGAGGAGCGGAGAAAGGCAAGGACGGGCUGUUUGAGUAAUGAGGUGCUGACACGGCUGGAGUCAGGCCCACGAAGCCCUCAGCCUGGGUGGCAACAAGACACACGCUACAAUAGAGGAGAGAGGGAUGGGGACAGAGAGACUGAAUGUGUGUGUUUGUGUGUGGUGCAGGUGUGUUUGAAUGUUUGUUUGUGUGUGUGGGUGUUUUGGGUGUGGGUGAGGGAUUGAGGGCAUUUUUACAUAUGAAAUUUGGAACCCUGGUUCGGUUUCCUGGAACAUUAUGUUUUGCUUUUACAAGACCUGAAAAUAACUGUUUCAGGGUGUGAUUUGAGAGACGUACAUUCUACAUAACGUUAGCUAGCUAGCUAGUUUACAACAAAUAAAAAGUUCCACGCGACUCGUGCUGCCGCGUCACAAUACCUGGUACUCUCGUCCUGGAUUUUGGAACCGUUACUCACACAAGUCCAGGAUUCGUUUCAGUCUGGGUUCGUUUGUGUUUCGCACAUGCUUUAUAGCUCGGAUCAGGGUACCAAGCGCUCCAGGCUCAUACAGGGGAUAUGUGAAAGCGCCCUCACAAAUCAAGAAAGAGAGAAGAAUGCAAGAUAUCAGAAAUGUAUUUUCUACCUCCUCUAAUAGUCUCUAGAGUCAGAAACAGUCACUCUGAGAGACAGGGCAGACCAGAGAGAGGUGAGGGUACAUUUGGCCUCCUGUAGCAGGUGUGUGUUCCUGGCUAUAGUCCUGAUCUCUGUGGCUGUCUGGUGGCCAGGAAGAGAGAUGACCACACACACAUGCACACACACACACACACACACACACACACACAUACUUAUAAUUCAUCCCACACAUACCCCGGACCAGACUAAAUGACCUCCUCUGCCUGUGGUAACCGUACGCCUCUGUAAGAACUCUGUUUAGACUGUUUAUGUAUGACAUCAAACAGAGACAAAAUAAACAAGACACAUCAGACAGCUUGACAUCACAGGAGGAAUGCACAGUGCUUUUUUUCACUGACCAUAAAAGGGCUUCAUAGCUGAAAUGAAUGAAAUAUCUGCUUUACACAGACAUGAGGGUCACUGAAGCUGUCAGCGUCCAUUCUGGGAGCAGCCUUCAGCUGUGGAGGGGACAGGAGAGAGGAGGAGAGAGGAGGAGAGGAGUAGAAAGGCGGAGUGGAGGGUGGAAGGAGUAGUGGUGUCUAUUCAAUGUCAAUUGGGGUGGUGGGUAUUCAGCAGCCUGAUGAUCUGGGUGUAGUUAUUGGCCAGUCUGUUAGUUUUAGCCAUGAUGCUCCUGUACUCCCACGUCUGAGUGAUGGAAGCGGGAAGAACAGGCCGUGGCUCGGGUAGCUGAGGUCCCUGAUGAUUUUCUUGGCCAUCCUGCGACCCCCCCACCACCCCCACCCCCCUCCUCUCUCCUCUCUUCUCUUCUCUGGAGGGGCCUGGUGUGGGGGAGGGAGAGUGCUGUAAUCUGGCUGUCUGAACUGGCCGACACUCUGCGACAGCCUCUCCUCACUCAUCAUGCCAAUCCCAACGCAGCCUUUGAACUCCGCCGCCAAGAAAGUGUAGCACUGCUUUUUUCCCCCUCAGGAAUGAUCAGAAAAAUCAUAAUAAUAAAAUAGGGGAUCUGAAAAAAGCUGGCGAGCUAGGGGCCUUGAAGAUUGUCAGCAUGCUGUUAAUAAGCUGAAGGAGCAUGCUGAGGGGGUGAUGUCAGAGAGCAUUAGGCCUUAUUGCUGGGUUGAGUGACACCUGGGAUUAUCAACUGUAGAGAGGAAUAAAACAGCUUUCAUCAGAGUGGGGCUGGGGCCUGUCUGUUUGAUGUCAGAGUGAAGGAAUCACACACACACACACACACAGGGUUUGGGGAAGGGGACCAGGAGCAGAGUGCACUACAAUAUGGGGUCAUUAAGAACAAGUGUAGUGAAUGAUCAAGGGCCAGUAUGUGUUAGGAACUAAGGAUGGUUCCACUACCACCACAACAGGGGCUGCCCUGUCUCUUCAGACCUCUGUUUCAGACUAGAGACUAUCAUGUCUCUUCAGAUCUCUGUUUCAGGCUAGAGGCUAUCAUGUCUCUUCAGACCUCUGUUUCAGACUAGAGACUAUCAUGUAUUUUCAGACCUCUGUUUCAGACUAGAGACUAUCAUGUAACCAUCUGUUAUCAUUACUAAGGAGAAUACAUUUUCUGGACCACAUUGCCUGAUCAGGAAAAACUCUGGGCCCUAUCUAUCAUGUACAGCCCUAUCUGAGAUGUGAACUGACCUGUUGUGUUUCCUGUUAGGUCACUUCCUGGGGAACCACAGUGUGUUGGACAUCCUGAGACAGGAGGGCUAUGAGGUGGUGCACACACCGUCACACUACCAGGAACCAAUCCCAGAGUGAGUACAGAGACACACGCCGCCCACACAGCAGGGCUACAACCCAAACACAUACACACACAUUGAUACAUACAGUACCAGUCAAAAGUUUGGACACACUUACUCAUUCAAGGGUUUUUCUUUAUUUUUACUAUUUUCUACAUUGUAGAAUAAUAGUGAAGACAUCAAAACUAUGAAAUAACACAUAUGGAAUCAUGUAGUAACCAAAAAAGUGUUAAACAAAUCCAAAUAUAUGUUAUAUUUGACAUUCUUCUAAUAGCCACCCUUCGCCUUGAUGACAGCUUUGCACACUCUUGGCAUUCUCUCAACCAGCUUCAUGAGGUAGUCACCUGGAAUGCAUUUCAAUUAACAGGUGUGCCUUGUUAAAAUUUUAUUUGUGGAAUUUCUUUCCUUCUUAAUGCGUUUGAGCCAAUCAGUUGUGUUGUGUAUACAGAAGAUAGCCCUAUUUGGUAAAAGACCAUGUCCAUAUUAUGGCAAGAACAGCUCAAAUAAGCAAAAUAAUAUAAGAAACAAAUAAGAAACGACAGUCCAUCAUUACUUUAAGACAUGAAGGUCAGUCAAUACGGAAAAUGUCAAGAACUUUUAAAGUUUCUUCAAGUGCAGUCGCAAAACCAUCAAGCGCUAUGAUGAAACUGGCUCUCAUGAGGACCGCCACAGGAAUGGAAGACCCAGACUUACCUCUGCUGCAGAGGAUAGGUUCAUUAGAGUUACCAGCCUCAGAAAUUGCAGCCCAAAUAAAUGCUUCACAGUUCAAGUAACAGACACAUCUCAACAUCAACUGUUCAGAGGGGACUGUGUGAAUCAGGCCUUCAUGGUCGAAUUGCUGCAAGGAAACCAAUACUAAAGGACACCAAUAAGAAGAAGAGACCUGCUUGAGCCAAGAAACACGCGCAAUGGACAUUAGACCGGUGGAAAUGUGUCCUUUGGUCUGGAGUCCAAAUUGGAGAUUUUUGGUUCCAACCGCCGUGUCUUUGUGAGGCGCGGUGUGGGUGAACGGAUGAUCUACGCAUGUGUAGUUCCCACCGUAAAGCAUGGAGGAGGAGGUAUUAUGGUGUGGGGGUGCUUUUCUGGUGAAACUGUCUGCGAUUUAUUUAGAAUUCAAGGCACACUUAACCAGCAUGGUUGCCACAGCAUUCUACAGCGAUACGCCAUCUCAUCUGGUUUGGGAUUAGUGGGACUAUCAUUUAUUUUUCAACAGGACAAUGACCCAACACACCUCCAGGCUGUGUAAGGGCUAUUUUACCAAGAAGGAGAGUGAUGGAGUGCUGCAUCAGAUGACCUGGCCUCCACAAUCCCCCGACCUCAACCCAAUUGAGAUGGUUUGGGAUGAGUCGGACCGCAGAGUGAAGGAAAAUCAGCCAACAAGUGCUCAGCAUAUGUGGGAACUCCUUCAAGACUGUUGGAAAAGCAUUCCAGGUGAAGCUGGUUGAGAGAAUGCCAAGCGUGUGCAAAGCUGUCAUCAAAGCAAAGGGUGGCUAUUUGAAGAAUCUCAAAUAUAAAAUAUAUUUUGAUUUGAACACUUUUCUGUUUACUACAUGAUUCCAUAUGUGUUAUUUCAUAGUUUUUAUGUCUUCACUAUUAUUCUACAAUGUAAAAAAUAGAAAAAAUAAAGAAAGGCCCUUGAAUUAAUAGGUUUGUCCAAACUUUUGACUGGUAGUGUAUGUAUGGGCAUUGGGCACUAAUUCAUAUGAACCCUCUCACAAACACACAGUCACAAGUUACCCCAUAACUUUACAAUCCCACAUCAACCGUGUUCACUCCAGAGCAGAAACACAUUACAUGUACUAAUUGACCCCCACAGAUGUGCUAAAUGUAGCACACAUGUUUCAGUACAUGUAGUACACCAUUACACAACCAGAGCUCAGCUAAAUAGGAAUCCUUUGAUUCCCCCAACCCUCACUCCCUCCCCCCGCCAGCUGUGAGAGGUGGGCCAGCCUGCUCCCAGCUACCCCUUGCAUGGCCACCUCAUAGAAAGGCCUCAACCAUUUGCCUCCUGGAGAGGGGUGCUGCAUCUCCUCACGCAAACCAGCCCCCAGUCUCCCCUGUGAACUCUCCCACCCCGAACACCCCAGCAUGCAGGCAGCAGCAGGAGGACUUGGGGGGGGUUGAUCCAAGGGCCGAGCAGGUCGGGCCCAUUAAAAUAGCAGCGAUAAUGGUUACAGCAUUCACUUGAACUAGGGUGAAAAUUGAAAAAUUAGGAACAACAAGGGAAAUCACAUAAAGCAGAGCUACAGUAAAAUCUCCCAUCCAGCCACUGCUUUUACAAACUCACUUCCCCACUGCAAAUUCCAGCUGUAAGCAAACCGUUCCUCCCUGGCUCAUACACAGACCAGGCCCCAGCCGAGCUGAAGGCCACAGCAGUUCUGUUUCAAAAACUGACAAGUGGAAUGACUGAUUGUGGUCGAAACACAAAACACAAAACCCCUCAAAGCAUGUUGUGCUCUCUGAUAUGAGGUGACACAACAACACAAUAUGUCAGGAAGCUUGUCGGGUGUUUAUGAAGUGUAAACCUCAAAACUGAGCCUGAACCCAGAGGCAUCACGUGUUCUCUGCUCAAUAGAGAUAUUAUGACAGAAGGAAAAAGUGACUCAGUGUAGAGUGGCUAUAGCCCACAGCCAGCCACUGUAGUCAGUAUUACACUGGCAAACACAGAACUGAGCACUGUGUGGUCUGGACCUAGGGCCUCAUUAUGAUGUCAAACCUCCAGGGUGUUUACUGAUGGGAAAGCAAUAUGACCCUUCAUAUGCAUAGUAGGAAGAAGUUUCCCCUAGAUGUUAAGGUAUAUGGGGUUUGGGGGUUUUCUGAUCAUAGAUCUGUGCCUACAGGCAACUACCGGUAACCAGAUAGGGAAAGACAGGUAAGGAAUGAACUCCUUGUGGAUUAGUGUAGGGCCAUGUUUCAAUACUUUUGAAAUGUAUUCUAACUUCCUCCUUUCCUGCUUGCACAUGAUUGUGUUGAUCAAAGCAAUGUAAUUGAACCCUUACUUUCACCUAUCCGACCGUGUUACAUUAGUGACUACUUCAAUGAAAUAAAUAUGGUAAGGAUGAAUUUCUAAGGUAUUGAGUUGUCAAGGUGGUUGGGGCAGAUGUCACUCAGACAAGCCUCCACAUGGGUUACAGUUUCCUCCCUUGUGGCUGAUUUAGACACUUAGUAAACUUUUUACAAGCACAGAGGGCAUCGUGUCCCUGUUUGAAGUUCAAAGCCCUUUGGACCAUAUAGGUAGACUAGAAAGCACCAUGGCAGUCAGGUCACCUUAAACCACACACCAUUACACAUUCACACACAGCAUAUAAGGAGAACCUCCCUAAAAUAUCUUACAUAAACUGCUCACCAACAUCAUUCUGUUAUCUUUAAUCUAUGCUAGUGAUGAGUGAACACACAGCCAGGUCUAUACCAUAAUGCUAUGAUAUUCAACAAGCAUAUAGUGUUCUGUCCCACAGAGAACCAACAGAUAACCCCAGCAAUGGGGGCUCCGAUGCGGGUACAGCCGCUCCCUCUGACUGGGUGACCAGCCCCUCAGAUCUGGAUGAUAGCCUGGAUGGUCUGGAGGAGCUGGAGGAUGAGGAGCUGCCCCACAUGCUGCUGCCAGACAGCCUGAGCCAGCUAGAGGAGUUUGGGAGACACAAGCGCCCCCGGAAGGCCCACCGCGGCCAUGGCCGCCCACGCCUCUUCAGUGACCUGUGGGUCCGCAUCGGUGACGGGUGAGAGAAGAGGGGAACAAACACACACUGUCUCUAGCUCUUUAUUGAAACCAUUCAAUGACAACAAAAAAAUUGCAUAAAAUGAAGAGCAGCAGACAGUGCAACUGCACACUCAUAGAACACUCACACAGCGAGAGACAGGAACAAGCUCUGGCAGAAACUACCACAGUGUUCCUGUUAACCUGACUGAUCUUGUUCUCUCACCCUCCAGCAGCACAACUCCUCAGCCGACUGUGAGGAUAACCAAUGGCUACGUGACGGUGGAGCCUCUCCUCACCCACCAGGAGCAGAGGAGGAGGACAGGCCUCUACCCCCCAUUGGAGCCGCCCAGCCAGGCCUCACCCUCCGCGCUGCCCACCCCCAGCUCAGCCCAGUCCACCAUCGGCACCACCCACGCCCUCGCUUGCCUACUAAUGUUACUCACCUUGCACCUGCUGUUCACCUCCUGA